AUGGCCAUUUUCACUGAUGUUGCGUUUCAUUUUGAAGUUCCAGGUGGUGGCCUAGCGUUUGAUCUAGGCUUUAUUGUGGACGGAUCAAAAGUAAUAGAUGAACAAGGCACUGGGAAUUUUAGGAAAUGCUUGGAAUUUGUUAAAGAGAUUUUAAGGAUAUUCCCAGUCACCACUGACGGAAUACAUGCAGGACUGGUAACAUAUGGGGAGGAUUCGCAAGUUCAUUUUAAUUUUGACACGGACAUAAAACAACUUAACAUUGAAGCUAGUAUUGACUCAAUAACAUAUCCCGGGGGAGAAUCGCAGACAGGAAAUGCGCUUUACACAGCAAUGACAAAACUGUUUCCUCACAGUGGUCGACAGAACGUUGCGCAUGUGUUAAUUGUUAUCACUGGAAGUGAUUCCAAAGAUGAAGUAGAACCUGCUGCACAAGAGUUAAGAGCCGGUGGAGUAAGGUUAUUUUGCGUUGGCGUUGGUGGGAGAUAUGAUGAAUCUCAGCUAGAAGUGAUUGCAAACUCGCCUUCGGAUACUUACGUCGUUACCUCGGAAUUUAACAGUUUGAUGAAUGUGGUUCUUGUUCUUGUACCUCGAAUCUUAGCUGGUGAGUUUCUACAUAUUUUAAAAAGUUGAUACUACAUUUGUUUCUGAUGAUGUUGAUGACGAUGAUGAUGAUGAUGAUGAUGAUGAUGAUGAUGGUGACGAUGUCGAUGCCGAUGGUGAUGAUGAAGAGGAGGAGGGGGAGGAGGAGAAUUGAAACAAUUUUUGAUGAUCUUUCUCAAAUGCUCAAAACUAAAUUGUAAAAUGUCACUCCCAAAUGGUUGAUAAUGAGGUGUACGCACUAAAAUCAUGAUAUGUUAAAACAGGAGCCCAUAUCCCUUGUCAUUGUAGUCUCUUGGGUUGUGUUUAUACUAAGUCCUUUGAUCAGUUAGUUAACUAUUUCUUGGUGACAAAAAAUAGACUGAAAAUCCAGUUUUGGAAAAUAUGUCGGUCUUGAAUGUUCUAAAACAUUUCUUUUGAUUUAAGUUCUUGAUGAAUCUGCUGGAAAGCCAACACCGACGCCAUCGCAGAGCCUGCUGUCACAAGGAGGAAUUGUUGGUAAGAGUUCGCCAGUUAAAUAGUCUUCACAGGCCAAUUAAUCAGUUUUAACGCAGUGUUUAUAGGUCAAGCAUAAUUUAACCUUUUCAAAAUUAAAUUCUCAGAAUUAUUCAUAUAUUGCUGUUUCAGAGUCUAAGAUAGACCUUGGCUUUUUGAUAGACGGAACAGACACAGUAGGAGCGGAGAACUAUCGUUUGGCUUUGGACUAUAUGAAAAGCAUAUAUAGAGCAUUCUGGACUCAGUUUAGCAGUAUUCACCUUGGACUCGUGGUCUUCGGCGAGACAGCGAGAUUAAUUUUUGAUUUUGAUAAUAAAUAUGAUGAUAAAACUGAAACAAAUAAGGCCAUCGAUAGUGCCUCAUUCCCAGGAGGAAAAACUGCCUCAAUUGGGGAAGCUCUAAUUUCAGCUAAGACUCAUCUCUUUGGUAUCAAACACCAUGAUUCCUACAAGCGAAUUCUAGUUCUUAUCACUGGAAGUACUUCAACAGAUGAUAUUUUCACUGGAGCUGAGAUGCUCAAGGCCAAUAAUGUUAAUGUGUUCUGCGUUGGCGUAGGAAAUCAAUAUGACGAAGCACAGCUCGAUGGAAUAGCUUCUGAGCCAAGUUCGAAUAAUAUUUUGACAGUACCCAGUUAUUCCAACCUUCCAUCGCUCACUCAAACUCUUAUCGAUAAAAUCGAGGAAGGUAGGAUCACUUAGGCAUAAAAUACGUUAAUAUAGCGGAACCCCGCCUUACGGCCACCUCGGUAAUACGGUCACCUAGUUAUUACGGCCACAUUUUUUUGGCCGCCCGGCAAAAACGAUCAUACAUUUUCUUGUAAAGAAACAUGGUUAAUACGGUCACCUCGUUAUUACGGCCAAAUGUUUUUGGCCCAUUGGAGACCGUAUUAAGGGGGUUCCACUGUAUCAGGGAGCUUAAGCAGCAACGUUUUUGAGCGACGCACGUCAACCGGAAGUGGCCUUUUUUCAAAUUUUGACGGUGGUUUCGCGCAAAUUUUCAGUCAAAUCGCCUCUAUAACAGUAAAGAAGCUAAGGAAUACAAAUUUUAUAUCAUCAAGGCAUGUUAAGAGGGAAAAUACCUCACUUCCGGUUGACGUGCGUCGCUCAAAAACGUCGCUGCUUAAGCUCCCUAUUGUUUAUGGUCUAGAACGUGAAAUUCGACAUCGAAUGGGAGAGGGAGGCCACGAAACUUAGGAAUUAGGCUAUUACAGUGGAAGCACUCGUAAACGGACAUCCUGGCGACGAGAAAAAGGUGUCCGUAUCUGGAGUUGGCUGCUUACAAGAAUAGUUCUCGUAUUUUGCAGCCAGUAGAGGUGUAGGGGUAAAAUGGCCGUUUACGGGAGCUUUCUCCGGUACAAAAAAAGUACUAGGAAAUAUCUAAUUUAAAAAAAACUAAUGACACUGUCUGGCUAUUUAAAAGGGAUGAAGGUGAAGGAUAUAAAUAUCACGUUUUUUUAAUUUUUUUUAUCAAAUCAGCGCGAACAUCCUACAUCCCUCCAAAAGAGCCAAUAUUUUCAUCGGGGAGAUUUCAGCGAAAUGUUAGUCAGCCAGGACAGUCGUCCAGAAAACCAGGACUUGGACCACCGAUAAGGAUACCACCGGCUGUUAUCUCUCCUCAAUCAGGCCAGGUUCGUCCUUCUCCAACCACUACGCCCACCAAUUCAACUCCUGCGUCUUCUCUUGUCUCGCCAUCUAGACCUGUGUUUGGUGGUGGCGGUAAGAUGCCUGUCAAUGGAAUCAUGACUAGUCGACCAACUAUUGAAAGACCACCCAAAUGGCAGCCGCACGUGCCACCUCUAGUGCCUAAAGAAGGUAAUUACUACAGAAGUUCAUUAAGAGUUGCAUUGGUAAAAGCUAACGCAAUGAGCUAAGUUAAAAGGUUUAGGAAAAAGUUACCUCAUUUUGCCUGGCUUCAUCAAAUCUUCUAUACCAGGUACACUACACCUUGGCGCAAAAAUUGAGUUUUGGAAGUGGUGACAAAAAUUUUAUUUUUGGUGGCGACACUUAUUCCCGUUAGCAAUAUAGAGUUAAAGAACUGUACUCUCGGUUUAUGUGUGGCUUAAUCUUGAUCUACAGAUGAGAAGCUUGACCUUGUUUUCUUACUGGAUGGACCAGCUAGCAUGCCGAAUAAUGGAUUUCAAGCUGUAAAAAUAUUUAUCAAGAAAAUAUACAGUAACUUUCCAAUUGGAGAAGAUGCAACUCAUAUUGGUCUAGUGUUAUCUGGAAAAGCCUCGCCUGUUGUCUUGAACCUCACGGAUAACAAAGGCGCACAAAGUGUUAACACAAAGGUUCUUUCUACAACCAGUCCAAGUUUUGAGGAGAACGCUUUGGGUAAAGGCCUGAUAGCUACUAAGGAAAACGUGUUUGACAUUAGUGCCCGACCAGGAGGGCGCCAAGUAUUAAUGGUCCUUGCGGCGGGGAAAUCAGACGAUGAUACCAAAAUGCCUUCACGUGUGUUAAGAGAUAAAGGUGUGAAUAUUUUCGCUGUUGGAAUAGGUAACAACGUGGAUGUGAAUCAACUACGAGACAUUGUAACUUUACCAGAAGAGGAGCACUUAACACAAUCCACAGUAGAGAAUUUAGAUAAGCUACUCAGUCCAAUGGUGCAGAAUAUAAGGAAAGGUAGGUGUGACCAACAGGCUCAUUUAGCUUCUUAUAGUUGAUUAAUUAUGACAGAAAUAGGUGGCGAGACGGGGGAAAUUAGCCUGUAGGCUGGCGUUAUUUUUUCCCGUUUUUCUGGCGAACGAAGCACGAAGAGGGCGUAGAACGCUAGACACUUGCAACGGAAGGAAAGGGCCUUCCCACGUCGUGAGGGUCUCGCGCUCCUCACUCAAGCUCGCCUCGCACUUGUCUUAGCUCGCGAACUACCGCCGUUUCUCUUAGGUGGCAACCUUAAAAAUCUGCUUGCUGUUCCUUUUCUCCUUGUUUUUCCGAAUUUGCUUUCUUACUGAUGCUUGGAUCUAAGACAAAAAAGAUGAACUUAUUUUCUUUGGUUGACUAAAUAUUUCAGAUCAAUGCCUGUUACAACACACAUGUCCAUUACACGAGUAAUAUUUUCUAACUUAUCAUUGUUAAAGUAUUUAAGAUUUUUAGAAUUGUGAAUUCUACCUUAGAAGGCGUGAUUGCUCCAUUUUUUUCUUCUUUAAUUUCCGUCGAUCAAAGUGGCAAACGUGUCAUGUUUUGUUUUGGCUGGCUUUGUUUUUGUUUUGUUAUUUUGUUUUUUUGGUUCUGCUGUUGGUGCUGUUUCGCGGGUAAUAGUAGUGCCUUUUCUUGUUUUAGUUCUUGCUGAGUCUGUGGUUCCUUUCGGACCGGCAGGUAAGGGUUUUGUUUUAUGUUCCUUUAGAUAGUCUCUUACGUUUUAUUAUUAAAAAAAAUCCCGAUGCUUUGCACUGAUUGAAACUGUUCAGUCAUUGCAGAAUUAGGCUGUCUUAGGAAUCUGCCAAAAUGCUCUACUCACUGAAGGAACGCAUGGGACUGAAAUAUCAUUUGAAGUUGUAAUUAUAUACUUAAGUGGAAUUAUAAGUAUCAAGAAUACGGGAAACAUUUAUUCAAAACAUUUUCCAGCCAUAUUGUAUUUUAUUGCAACCAUAUUAAUGCGACCAGUCAUUAUCAUCAAAGAAAUAUUUUAUUAUAUCUUAUUAUAUAUUUUUACAUUUCUUAAGGUCUCAAAAUGGAUCUUGGAUUUCUCCUAGAUGUCAGUUUAAAAAAUCUGAGACAUGAUCAGUUCCAGAAUAUAUUGAACUCUGUUAAGUCAAUUUAUUCUUCUUUUGAAAUUGGCGAAGACAAAACCAGAGUCGGAGUAGUGACAUACAGCACUCGUCCACGAAUAGCAGUUUCGCUAGACCAAUAUACCACCAGACAAUCUCUUGACACUGCAAUUGAUCGGAUAGUAGUGUCUCCUGGGCAAAGCGCGUUAGGAAAGGGCUUGUCAGCUGUACAAAAUGAGCUUUUUAAACGAAAAACACGUUCAGAGACUCCCAAAGUACUUGUUGUAGUGACCGCGGGAACAUCUAUAGAUGACUUGGUAAAACCAUCAGCAGAGCUAAAGAGACUUAAUAUAACGAUCUUUUGCGUUGGAGUAGAAGCUAACGUGAACAGAAAUCAGCUCAAUAUCGUAGCUUCUUCCCCUGUGAAGGAUCACGUGAUGGUGGGAAGUGUAUCGUACCGAGAAACUGCAGGAGAAAAUUUGGCUUCAAGGAUAAAAAAAGGUACGUAAUGUUAACUUCGCCUUCCUCGGGGUAAGGUGAAAAACAGAGUACAGCUUAUUCUCUAUUCGUUCAAUUAUACUGAUACGGAAUGGGCAAAUGUCAAUAAAUCGUCACAUACGCACAUGAAAAUUUGCUGAGAAAUACUUUGAAGAGAAGGCGAUCCUAAAGUUUGCGUAUUUUGGCGCCCAUCGCAGCUGGCGAGUCACGUAGUCGUUUCUAAAAAGUCUGAUUAGCCUGAAUUAUGGAUGAAUAAGUUUUGGGUUCCUAAAUUUUAGUGAUGAAAACUACAUAUCGAUUCUAAAUACUACAGACAAACACAAACUGGACAGGAACAAAUGAAUUAACAUGAUAAAAGAACGAGCAAGGAAAAACAAGCUAACGGAACAAACACGGUGACAGGUCUCUAAAGAUCAAGAAGUUAAAAAAAAUUGAAAGCUGAUUACGAUAAGGUGUUUAAUUUUACCUUCAGCUGUCCAGGUAGACCUUGGCUUCCUGGUAGAUGGUUCAAGGAAUGCAUUGGAGUCAGACUUUAAGCAAAGCCUGGAUACUGUGAAGUACAUCUACAGCACUUUUCCCAUUUCACAAGAAGACGUCCAUGUGGCGCUCGGUAUUAUUUCCGGUAGUCCUGAAAUCAUUUUCAGUUUUGAUAAAUACUUUGAUAAGCAGAGCCUUGACAUGUCUAUUAGCAGCGUCGAAUUUCCGGGGACUUCACAAAAUUCAAACAUUGGUCAAAGCCUCACACUUGUCAAAGAAAUGUUAUAUAGUAGCAGUUCAAGGAAGGCGGUCAGACAGAUCCUGGUGAUAUUGGUACACGGCGAAUCAAAUGAUAGCCUCUCUGAUCCUGUUAGGCGACUUAGAGACAGUGGGGUAGAAAUCUUUUGUCUUGGCGUUGGAAAAAAAAUUAACGUGAGUGAGCUCGCUGAGAUAGCUUCAACACCCACAGAAAAUCAUGUAGUGAUGGAUAACAUUAUCGACCUGCCAAGAGGAGCUCGGGACCUUGUAGACAAAUUGCAGAUUGCUAAGGUUCAACAAGGUACGUUAUCAAAUGAAAGGAAACGUCUACUCAAGAAUAUUCUUUUCAUGAUUAUUAUAAUGUUCCAAUAUGUAGACAAGGAUGAUUGGGUUCUUUGGGUUCAUCAGUUAUGCUGAACAACUGAAAACUAAAGCUCAUACAUUAGAAUAAAAUGUUUUACAGUUUACUUUUCAUUAGUUUGCUUUUAGCAAAACGAAUCUAUCAAUUUUACUGCGACCGCAAAGUUCAGACAUUUAUUCCUGCGCUUUCUGAUACUUGAUUUCUCUUUCUUUCCAAUUUGCAUGUAUUUUGAUAAUUACAGAGCCUUUUAAUUUACUUUUGCUACAUCAUAUUUAUAUAGUAAGUUAUUUUAUUUUGUCAGUAGAUGGAGGGCGAGUUCCUGUUCAGCAGCAGUUGAAUAAGCAACCUAGAGGGGGUAAGAAAAAUGUUUGAUAUAUAGAUGGUUUGAUUCAGAACAUAAAGUUUUUCACUCGCUUUUUCCAGAAAACAUAACAUAAAUAUUUUGCUACCUGGAAAUUUAACAGCACGAGUUCUGAUCUUCUAAUCGAGGUCAAAUGACAUCUUUAAUGAAGGCGUUUCCCGCCAAAAGUCUAGCCUCUGAGUUGGCUGCAUACCCACCAUGAAUAUUUACCGCCACCUCUUUUAAUAUGGUAAAAUAUAAUUAACAAUCUUCAAAAAUUACUUCACCUUUGAAGCGUGGUUAUUGUAAAACUCAGCUGUGUACACGGGACAUCGUUCACUCAAUAUGGCGAUACGCGUUAUAGCAAUACCAGUAAUAAGUCGAAGCAGAUCGACAAUGAAUUACUUUUCUUUCAGCUGCUAUUGAUCUCGUAGUACUUGUGGAGAGAAGCAAAAAUACAAAACCUGAAGACUUUGAACGGAUAAAAGAAAUAGUACGAUCAACUUAUCAUAAUUUCCGAGUUUCACAGAAUGGUGUCCAUGUAGCAGUGGCAUUCUUUGGAGUAGAAACACAAAUUGUCUUCAACUUAAACACACAUGACGAUCCUCAGGAGAUGGAUAUUAACGUUAAUAACGUAGCUUACCUUUCUGGUCCAAGCAUGGCAGGAAACGCCUUCCGCGACAUUAAAACCCAAAUCUUCGACCCAAAUUCGCGCCAGACCGUUCCUCGUGUGGUUCUUACUAUAAUGACCGGGACGCCUAGUGAUGAGAUUGAAAGAGCAGUAAAUGAACUAAAAAAAGAUUGCACCUUGAUGUUUGCUUUGGGUCUCACCACCACCUUUAGUCCGCAAACUUUGAAUGUCGCUUCCGGUGAGCCUCGUUCGGAGUACUCGCUUAUCAGUGAAACAUUUCCGGAGGCUAACAUGGUCGCUCAGAAAAUGGCAGAUAAAAUCAAGAAAGGUGGGUAUCACUAUAUAUAUGUUCAUUUGCAACUUUUUUUUUCAUAGGUACAAUGUCUAACCAGUAAGUACGAGUGCAUACUUACAUAUGCCCAUAUCAUUAGCUAGUUCACCUUUUGCUGGCCAUUUUCACUCACGCUUAUAUAUCAUGCUUUUUUUGUUAGUUUGUUUGUUUUCGGAAGUGUCUUAUGAUAUUCAGGCGUUUUAAAUUUUACUUCCUAUGAUUAUACUCGGUUUUUAAUUUGACUGCUUCGACACUCCCAGAUAUUAAAAAACUUUUUAGGAUGGUAUUAAUUCCAAGGCGCUCCUUUCUUAUCGAGUUAACUCGUAAAGAAAUUUAAAUUCUGAUUACAUGAGUCUUGCUGUCCGGGUUUGCCCCUUUGCCGAGAGCCCGAUACGUUAGUUAGAUGCAAAAAUAAUCAAAUUUUUGAUCACAUGGCAACACAACCCAGCUCAGCAGACCGGGCCAAACUUUAGAACUCACUAAGUUAUUAUCUCAAGGUUGGCUUUAAUAAUUUUUGUACGUUUUCUUAGUUGUCUCUAUAGAAAAAUCUCGUUCUCCCCGCUGCGCUCAGCUAGGAGGUAAGAACACUCUGUGAUAUGAAUAUACCACUGAAUCGAUAUCAUUCAUUCCGUAUUGUCUUUUUGCGGGCCCCUGUAUUCUCAGAGAGUGCGAUUUGACAGAUGCAAGGAUGCAUUAUUAUAUUCCUACAGAUUCAAAGUUGGAUAUAGCCUUCAUUGUAAGCGAUUGCCAAACAACUGCCAAAGAUAGCUUUCAACAACAGCUGGAUUUCGUUAGUGACCUACAUAAGUCUCUGGCAUUGGCUCCUGACAAAAAUCGUGUUGCCAUUAUCUCAGUCGCCAAUGGUGCCCAAAUUCUUCAACCGUUAACAAGUGCUCCAUCAGACCCAAGCGCCGUAAUGUCAGCAUAUAUUAACCAGCCUACCGCCGAUUGCAUGUUUGGAAAGGGGCUGGAAACCGCACGCUCAAUUUUUGAAGCAACCGGUGUUAGAGGAUUUUUGCAAAUAUUAGUGGUUCUUUUAGCUGGGAAGUCGAUUGAUGAUAUUUCAAAGCCUUCUCAGAAUCUUCACGAGGCGGGCGUGCUAGUAUACACAGUUGAUCUUAGUAAUACGCAGCCAACAAGGAAGUCUGAUGUAAUUAAAAUGGUUGUUACAGAUCCUGCGUCUGAAUUUUUUAUAUCAACUCCCGGAUUCCCCAUCCCUGGGUCUACUAGGAAAGCUCUAUUAGAAAAGUUAACAAGCGGUAUGUCAAAAAAAUUUUAUUUAAAAGUACUUUCCUCAUAUUAUCUGCAUCUUUUUCCUGCACUAGGUGUUGUUUAAUUCUUUUCUGUGAUAACUUUGAAAAUCGUUUUUAGCUUGAGGCUUGGUGGUUGUGUUGUUGUGUUUAUUCACGAAAAAGAAAACUGGCAGUGUUUUUCCCGCCUUCCGUCACGCCACUUUCCACCAUACUUUGAUCACGUGCUGUAAUGUAUUCCGAGCGGGGUACAUUGCUUAAUGUAUCACGAUCGGGAUACAUUUGAUUUUAGUCAAGGCCACGUGACCAAGAAUCAACCAAUGGCAGUCCCUGUCUAGUUGAGUGAAGGUCUAGGAACAUAACAAUAGUUGAUGACAUUUAACUUACCUAUGGAACAUUGCUUACCUAUGGAACAUUGCUCUUCGAAAGCAGUUGUUCAACAGCAGGUACUCAAGUAAAUUAAGGCAUGGGUCAAGAGCUAUUUUCGUUGAAAACUGAGGGGGUUGUCUAUUUCGUAACUAUUUACAGUAAAGCUGUAAAUUGUGUGUAACACGCGAUUUCUCAGAAAGUUAUACUAUUUAUACAACAACAUUAUGCAAAUUAGGUCACGUGAACUCUUAUGGCCACGAAGUCCCAAACACUCUUUAAGCAAAAAUGGCACUGAGCAGUUUAAAUUCAAAGUUAUUCAAUUUAAUUGCUACAACACAACUUACAAUAUAGAAAACUACAAAACUAUGCUUGGCAACAUUUGAAUGUGUAAUUACUUUUGUAGAUAAACGGUUUUUUUUUUAACACCAGUACCCAGUCCCCCAUUACAAGUAAUUCCUCUAAUCGAACCUUUCCUUUGCAAUAUCUUAACAUUGCCAAACACAGAAAUGAUAAACCUAAAGGCCUUAAAAUUAUGCAACUAGUCUAGUUGUCUAGCACUUCUUUUUAUUAAUUAUUCAGUCAGUUAUGUAUUUAUUUACAUGUAAAUGCUGUUUUGUUUUGUUUUUGUUUUUGUUUUUAUGCAAACGAUAGUCAUCCAAAUCAGCAAAGAGCUGGUUUGUUCUCCGUCAACGAAAGGAUGUAACAAUAACAACACCAGCGGUUAGUAUCCUGAUAAAUCAAAUUGCAAUCCGCUUAAUAUAACUGGAUUUUUCGCGAGGUUGCAGUUAGUCUGCUUCACUGCCGUUUUUCGUAUUGUCACGCCAUGCUCCUCCCAAAGAACGACUUUGUAGCAGACUAGGUUGCAGUUUGUAGUUUGAAUUCUGUAUUUUCUUAUAUCAGCAAUUCUCUCAGAUGCUAGAAAUUCUGUGGUAACUAGAGUGUUAAGAGAAUUGCAUAGUGCGUUCGAAUUGUAUUCACAUUGCUAAGCUAGUCAGUUAUGUCUAGCAGCGAUCACUAUGUAAUAGUUUAAAGCUGAAGUUAAGUUCAUUUUUGUUUUCGCCCGCAGGACUGCAACCAUCCCAGGUUCAACCACAAAAUACUAGCAAACCUUCGUCAAGCGUCUCACCAGUGGGCAGCAGCAUACAAGGCGGAAACCACUCCAGAAUGGCUGCUAUUGAUUUAGUAUUCUUGGUUGAGGGCUCUGAUGCAGUGAAUGACUCUCUUUUCAGCACAAUGUUUGAUAUUGUGAAAGACAUUUUAACUCGGUUUCCAGUAUCAAUAAACAGGACACACGUGGCAGUAGCAGUUUACGCUGCAGAAACAAAGAUAGUUGUAAAUUUGAAUGACAUCUACAACAGCAGUAAAAUUAAGGAGGCGUUAGACUCAGUGAAAAAACCGACUGGUCAUAACUUGGCUGGUAAAGCUCUUAAAACGGUCAAAACUGACAUCUAUGAUAAAACUGGAAGAACAGGUGCUGCGUCACGUGUUCUUUUACAUAUAAUGUGCAGUGAAUCACUUGAUGACGUCAUCCAGCCUGUUAAAGAUCUGAGGGAGGAAAGGGUAAAAAUAAUAGCUGCGGGUGCCUGUCCUGAAGUCAAGAAAGCCGAACUUUGCAACAUUGGUAGUCCACCCUUGUGUGAUAACUCAGUCUUAAUACAAACAUUCAAGCCACCCUCUUCUCCAGGCAGGGAACUGGCAGAUCGACUGAAAAAAGGUUCGUCAGCACUUUCAAGUCACAGGAAGGGCAAGAUAUAUGCCUUAUGUCAGACAUAAAUGUACCAUGUCAAAAUGCAUCUAGACCCUAUGAAUUUUUGUUCUUUGUUAGUUAUAUGCUAUCAGACUGUAACCAUCACUAAAAAUUCAUCUAAUUAACUAAUAAAUUGUUCCUGUCAAGUAGUCGAUCAUGUUAUCGUUCUAAUUAUUUUUAAUUUUUACAUAUAGGUGUUCCAGUUGAAAAUGUUACCCAGCCUUCGACAGGUGAGGUAUAUAAAUGUUCCUUUGCUUCCUUAGCAAUGCAAACUAGUAAAAACCUUAUUCCUGUCGAACAGUCAAUAAAUCAUGUUAUUGUUCUAAUUAUUCUUAAUUUUUAAAUCUAGGUGUUCUGGUAAAAAAUGUUACCCAGCCUUCGACAGGUGAGAUGUAUAAAAUGCGCAUUUUCAAGCCUUGCAAGACUAGUAAAAAUUUUAAACGGGGAGCUGUGGUUUGUAUGAAAAAAAAAAAAUGCGAAUACAAUGUGGUAUAAGCAUACGAUAUUGUCAUUAAUAUAUCAUUAUCAUCGUCUUUUCAUCAUCAUCAUUAUCAUCAUCAUCAUCAUCAUCAUCAUCAUCAUCGUUAUUAUUAUUAUUAUUAUUAUUAUUAUUAUUAUAUAUUAUUAUUAUUAUAUAUUUUUUUAUAUUGUGGAUUCUCUGGCUUAAAAUGUUUAGAUUGCCUAGUAAAUUACCCUUGGGAGCAAGCAACAAAAAGUUCCUAAAGGUCCCAAAGGAGUCCUUACAUUUGAGUCCCUAAAUAGCCAAAAAUUUCCGUAAUAUUCCAGCUUUUCCCAACAGAACCGCUUUCUGGAUCACUUCAAGUCUGAAGGUAAUUUUAAGCUUUCCCGCAUAUUUCUCAAACAUUUCGGGAACAGCUCCCAAUGCUCCAUCCACAAUUGGGACAACCUUCACUUUCUCCAGCUUCCACAACUCUCCCAUUUCUUCUGGAGGAAAUUGGAACUCCUCUAUUUCCUCCACGUCCUAGUUUUUUACUCGUGCAUCUCCAGGGACAGCGAUGUCUAUGAUCUUAGCCUCUUCACACCUACUUGUGGCCUUGUUCCCCAAAGCAUCAAGCUCUAUCUUAUAGCAUUGUGUCUCUAGGGUCCUUCUUAGCUAGCUGCGCACUUGGUCAUUUUCCAUCACUGCCCCUGGAGAAUGGUCAUACCUGGUUUCGUUGCGCUACAGAUUAAAUUCAUUGCAAAGACUUCAGUGGAAAACUUGAGAAACCUUCUCGUGUCUCCAGGUUUUAUACUGUUUUUGAGCUAAUUUCUUGCAUUUUGCAGUUAUAUAUGGCUAACAGUUUUCUCCCUUUCUCUGCACAGGCGACUCAUCGGGUGAAACAUAUCUUGCCUGUCAAUUUCAUUCUUUAACUUUAAUAUUAUUAUUAUUAUUAUUAUUAUUAUUAUUACUACUACUGUUAUUAUUGUUAUUAUCAUAAUCAACAGGACCAUUUCAACCAAACGUUCUUUGGCAUGGUUCCCCUGUACAGUCUAUGUUUCCUCUUGUGCCGGCACUCGUUCCUGUCCAUCCUCUUCAAGCACUACCUCCUGCUUCCAAUAUUUGGACCUACGAUAUUCCUAUACAGCGCGAUCCCGUGGCUCCGGAUCCAUAUACAGUACACGAUGAUUCCUACUUGUACAGCCGUGAGUAAAGAGCUUCAUUUAGUUACAAAACUAAAUGCUUUCGAAGAGUUUUUUGGGCGGACUCCACCCAAAAAACUCUUCGAAAAAACUAUAUUCCUGUUUGCACAUUUGAAAUGUGCAAACAGGAAUAUAACUUGUUUGUUUGUUUUUUUAAUAUACAUAAUUUAAAACGUCCUUAUUUCGGGUGAACCUCAUGGGAGCCAGCACACUAUUCUCUACAAAUAUAGCGGGGAAAAGCCAAAAUUUGUUGGACGGAAGAUCAGAACCAUGCGCGAGUAGAUUAGUUUUCUUAUUUCCGGGUAUUCACUCCUGUGCGAUGGCAUCACCUAAAACGAACGUGAACGAGGUCGAGAGAUUUGGAGUGCAAGUAGAUUACAAACGAGGUGAGUGAUUGGUAAUUGCUUCCAUUUUUUCUAUUUUCUAGAUGUCUUUAUUUGCUUGAGGAAGUAUUCAUCAAGGUCUCGAACCAGAGCGUGUUAGUGAUGAAUCUCGAGGAAGGCGAGAGAUUUAUUAUGUGUUCGGCAGCUCUUUUUGAUUCGCGAAUAAAUGACAAUGCUAAGAUCUCGAUCAAAUCUUCCACCAUGGAGAUAGUUCAUUCAACAGAAGUGAUGUGCCAUAAGCAAAAAACUCUGGUCUUGGCAGAAAAGAUAAGCCAGCUUUGCGUCUAAAGCAACUACGGUUCCACCAUGCAAUUAAUCAAAUUAUUCUUCGCCCAUUGAUCGUUGUGUUAAAAUCUCUGCCCGUUGAGGUAAACAAUUCAGCUGACAAUUUGACCAAAAUGUGUAUCACUCGUUGAAACUAACCCUUGGCUAACCAUUCAACUGUAAAAUCAUUUGGUAAGCGCCUGCUACGCAAGCUGUCGUCGGCUCCAAUUGUUUUUAAACCUUUAAGUCAAAAGAGAGCUUUUCGAGCACCCCAUUAAACCCGUUAAUAUCCAUGCGUCGAUAUCUCCGCACCUCAAUUCGCGAAUCGGCAAACAUUUUAGACAUAGUAGAGCAGCUAACACAUAAAAAUAGCAUAUCUUCCUCGGGAUUCAUCAUUUAACUGUUUUUGAUCUCGAUGAAAUUGUUUCCAUAUGACGAAAAUAAAGAAAUCUCAAAAAUAUAAACAAACAAUUACUGAAAACUUAGGCCUCGUUUAUCGCCCAGAUCAUCUGCUUGAACUCUGGAAAUUAGCCUGCAUAACAGGCGCUUUAUGAGCCAAGCGAGAAGCUUAGAAAUUUGUGGGCUGGAAAUUUACUACAAAGGCUUUUCCAUUUUAUACAUCCUCACUUUAUUCAUUUUCAAACUGUAUUCUCCGUAUUGUCUUCCAGCGCUGACGCCAGCACUUACUUUCAGAUGGAAACUCCUAGUUGUGCCCUAUUAUGUCUUUUUUGCACUUUUUGUCUUACGUUUUCAUUUGAAGCCUUUUCACAAUCAAUGUGAAAACAACGUAAUUUAUCCCCGUGAUCUCGAUCAGUUCAUCAUUUUUGGUACUCUGUCAGUAUCAGAGUGUGGAGCGUGGCUUCAUCCCCUCCACCCUGAUGGUUUUUUGUAUAAAAAAUCUUACUUUUAAUACUACGGGGCAUACAGAUGUUUUAUUGUUGUUUAAUAUUCAUUCUCAGCUGCCUGUGUAGAUUAUGAUCCUGCGUGUUCUGGAUAUAUUGGAAUCAAUGGGUAUUGUGAUGGUCCGGCAAUUGGCUACAGUCAUGAUUAUUUGAUGAAAAUGUGCAAAAAAAGCUGCGGUCUCUGUAAAACGUAAGUUUGAUGGUUCUCUGAUGUGCACUGAUUUAACGAAAGUAGCUUCUAAUUUAUCGCAAUCCUGAAAUGAAGUUCUCCCCGGCCUGCGCAUGCCCUCGCCACCAUUUUUGAGUUUUGAACACUGAGGAGGUGAAAUUCAUUUUCACCGUUAUUGGGUGCCAAUACUGUGUGAAAGAUAAGUUAGGUGUUAAACUGAUUCCGGUCAUUUUGGGGCGAAACAAAAUAAAAGCCCUCUAACAGAUGCCACAAUAACUCUGACGGCAAGUAUUUCAGAUUUCACCACAAUGAGCAUAACCAGCACAAGUACAAUUUGUGUGCCUUUAAAUAAAGGUUUUUCGAGCUCCCCAUCAUUUUUAUUAUAGAGUCGUUGGGAACGGUAGCAUAGCGAGAGACGAUUUCCUAAGCAUUUGUUACUUUAGAAGUAAGAAUUAAACAUGGCAGAGUUUACUAUCGCAAAGACUUCUGGGACUGUUUAUAGGGGCGGGAGAAAUUUGUCCAAUAGUUGACCACCGCGUCCUCAAAAAUGAUUCCGGACUUAAAUACGGUUUAGUUUCGUGUGUGGCGCUCGGCAGGCUAGAACAUUCCGCACCUUUGAUUAUUUCGAUUCAGUUUAUUUACAUUACUGCCUGCAUCUUUCUUUUCAUUGCAGGGAUAAAGACUACUUAUCAGAAGGGAUAUGGAUAAAGAAAACUGUUGUCCCUAAAAUAACACGUCAACAACGUAAACCAAACAGUGGCAGAAACUAG
This is a messenger RNA of Porites lobata, 15189 nucleotides long. The record is from the annotation of a GenBank genome assembly. Lineage: Eukaryota; Metazoa; Cnidaria; Anthozoa; Scleractinia; Poritidae.